ACGUUUUCUCUCACGGCUGGUUGGUUCCUAUCCACACAAAGACGCGUUUAUAAACCCAACUUCCCUUAAAAAAAUAAGUCUCACGAGUGAAGUCAACAUUUUCCCAGAGGCAGUGGAGAAGAUUUAAAGUCUGUUAUCAGACAUGCGUUUUGUUCUGGCGCUCCUGAGCGCGCUGCUCACUCUGUGUGAGGGAGAUGUCGGGGAUUUCUCGCCGUGUUUGCGCUUCUUCUACCGGGCUCGGCCACCCACAGGCAUCGUGGGAACUCCGAUCUGUCAGCGCUAUGGGAACCUCUACCAUUUCGCCACGCUGUACAGCCGGGAGCGCCGCACGCCCUGGUUCUCCGGGUACAUCUUCUCCAUGCCGCAGGGAAAGCGCCCCAGAGGCGAGUGGAAAUACGAGCCACAGCUAGCCAACUCCAAGGCUGACGGCAACAUGGUUCGGUUCCCGAUUCCGCCUGCCAAAUUGGACCAGAAUGUAGUGGAGAGCCAGGCAGUCCAAAAGGACUAUACCAACUCCUCCUACACACGUGGCCACCUGAACCCCAACCAGCACCACAAUGACACCAUUUCACGCCGCGCCACCUUCACCCUCACUAACGUAGUCCCGCAGAAGGCUGAAUCCAAUCAGGGUCCAUGGGCCAAACUGGAGAAUCACGUCAGCAAGAUCCUCCAGACAUACUGCCUGGGUGAGGCGUACAUAGUGACUGGAAUGAUUCCAUAUGAAAAAGACCGCUGGCUGAAGGACGAGGGCAGAGUGGCCAUUCCCGAAUAUAUGUGGUCAGCUUACUGCUGUCAGAAGUACAGCCAGAACCUUCCAGAGAGCCUGAAAGGCAUGUUCCCAACGUUUGGAGCAAUUGGCAGGAAUGAUCCGAACAGUACCCAGGAGAUUGUACCGGUGGACCCGCAUAAAAAGAAAGAAGAGCAAGGAUACGAUGUUCGGUCAAUGCCACUGCCGGAUUUGGAGGGGUACUUGAAGGAGAGAUACAGGAUGUCCAUCAGUGUUUUCGAUCAGCAGUGCUCAAGGGUAUAUCCAACAGCAAAUUGAUUUUUUUUUCCAGAAUAGACAGCAUUUCGAUCUACGAAACUGUUCAUGUCAAACAUCAAAUUGUUUUCAGGAUAAAAUAAUACAUGAUCUUAAUGUAGCACACAGGUGCUAGGUCAGCUUAUCCUUCAAACUGUGACUGUUUACACUAGCAUGCUUCGAAUGAACCAAAUAACUAAUGUUUGUAAUAACAACUGAGCUUGUGUAUACACAAGGUACUGUUUUCUAAAAGAUUUCACAGUAAAUUAUUAUUAUUAUUUUUAAAUGGAUAUAGAUUAAGAGUAAUCAAAACAAUCAGUAAAAAUAUUUUAAUAUUCUGCUUAUAUUUUUUAUUUCUCAGUCAUGUACAUGAUAUGGUCAGAUAAUUCUAUUGUAUCUAUAACGGAAUAGAAUUUUAAGCACUGGAUUAACUGGUCUAUUCACUUGCAAAUUACAGCCUGGAAGUCGAUUUUUUUUCUUUCUAAAUAAAUUAAAUGAUUAAAAAACUAGCCUAUUUUUUAGAUUCUGCCAGCAGAUGUCAGCAUUUGGUAACGAAAACUAUAUAGAGAGCAAGAUCACAGUCUUCAUGACUUUCUUUAAAUCCGUAAGGAUCCUAGCGUUUAAGUUGUUGUUUUUGUGUUUUGCAAGUGAAUGUACCAUUAUACCUUAAUACUGUGAAAAACAAUUAGCAACACCUUUAGCAGUCGAGGACUGAGGGGAUGUCUUUUUGUUAAACUGUGUUCAUCUCUUUAGCACAGUUUUAGAGACUUGUAUAAGAUUUGAAAGCUGUUCUGGUGGCAUGUGUUGGUACAAACACCAUAAGACACCAUGUUUUUUGUUCUUUUUUCUUUUCUUUCAUCACCAAUUCUACCUUAUACCUCAGGGAUAACUUUUUUAUUACCUCAGACUAAUGUGUCUUUAUGUAUAAAUGUUUGUAUUCUAACUGCAUUCACAUUUUUAUAAUUACCUGAAUCUGAGAAUCUGAAUUAAAAAUCCAGGUGAAAGUUCGAGAACUUCCACCAAUGGGUAUAAUCAACAA
Molecule: messenger RNA, 2060 nt
Organism: Hemibagrus wyckioides
Lineage: Eukaryota; Metazoa; Chordata; Actinopteri; Siluriformes; Bagridae
Product: endonuclease domain-containing 1 protein-like
Exons: 2
Coding region: 143-1045 (300 amino acids)
Molecular function (GO): metal ion binding; hydrolase activity; nucleic acid binding
Source: RefSeq, a predicted model, not a curated record